Messenger RNA from Phycomyces blakesleeanus NRRL 1555(-), 1638 nucleotides. RefSeq lists its product as hypothetical. The transcript has 9 exons. Gene Ontology annotation, biological process: ribosomal small subunit biogenesis. NCBI's taxonomy places the organism in Eukaryota, Fungi, Mucoromycota, Mucoromycetes, Mucorales, Phycomycetaceae. The record is from RefSeq and is a predicted model, not a curated record. The annotation marks the transcript as partial. Gene Ontology annotation, cellular component: nucleolus. Gene Ontology annotation, molecular function: protein binding; RNA binding.
ACAAAAUACAUCCCGCCUCAUUUGCGAAAGGCAGCAAACACUAAAUCCGAACAACAAAUAAGACUCCACAGACUUUUGCAAGGUCUUUUCAACAAAUUGAGUGAAAGUAACUUGGAAAGCAUUCUGGCAGAGAUCGAGAAAACAUACAGCAACUAUCCUCGUAACGAUGUCACAUCUACAAUCACUGAGAUCAUCUUGACUUCCAUUGCACAGAAAGGCAACCUGUUAGACUCUUUUGUGAUCAUUUAUGCUACAAUUGUAGGAAGUUUGUACCGAUUGAUUGGUGUUGAUUUUGCCGCUCAUUUUGUUCAGACAUUGAUCGAGGCAUUUGAGAAGAAUUACAACACUUGUCGCCAGGCUAUUGCUAAUAACGAAGAUGGUGGCGAUGAGGGACCGGAAGGAUCAAAAGAGUCAAAGAACUUGUUGACACUCACAAUUGAACUGUACAACUUCCAAGUGAUUUCAAGUGUAUUGAUCUUUGAUUUAGUCCGACUUUUUAUCUCACAGCUGGACGAACAAAGUGUUGAGCAUCUUUUGAAGAUUAUUAAAGUCUGUGGACCACAGAUGCGUGCAGAUGAUCCUGCAGCAUUGAAGGAUAUCAUUGAUGAGAUUCAAAAGGAAACAGCAAAGCGUGAUGCAAAGACUUUAUCUACUCGCCAUAAAUUCAUGCUGGAGACAAUUGCCAACGUGAAAAACAAUAAGAUCAGAGGAGGAGCCACUGCGGCAGGCCAGGGAGACAAAGAUCUUGUUCAAAAGAUGAAGAAAUACCUGAAUGGAAUCGGCAAGAAGCGAACCAUCCGAAGCUCAGAACCUUUGCGUGUAAGCUUGGAGGAUAUUCAUCAAAUUGAAACCAAAGGAAAAUGGUGGCUGGUCGGUGCUUCAUGGAAGGACAACCUGGUUGGAACCGAAAGCAAAUAUGCUUCAACCAAAGUUCCCGAAGACUUGAAGAAAGAUCAAACUUUACAAGAAACUCUGUUGAAGCUUGCAAGAAAACAAGGAAUGAACACCGAUGUUCGUAGAAGCAUCUUCAUUACAAUCAUGGGAGCAGAGGAUUAUCUUGAUGCCUUUGAGAAUCUUCUCAAAUUGUCUUUAUCAGAAGUACAACAGCGUGAGAUUGCAAGAGUACUGUUGCAGUGUACUGGUAACGAAAAAUCGUUUAAUCCUUUUUACAUGCUUGUGAGUAAGCGUCUGUGCGAAUACAACCAUUCGUACCGCGUAACCUUCCAAUACUGCCUAUGGGACUUUUUGAGAGACCUGGGCGAGUCUGGAGUGGGAGACGGAAAGAGCGUCCGCCUCAGCAGAGUUGUUAAUGUGGCCAAGUUUUAUGCGUAUUUGAUUGCAAACAACUCUUUGUCGCUGGUGAUUCUCAAGAGCGUGAACUUUAUGACGCUUGGUCACAAAGCACGUAUCUUUUUGGAGACCCUGUUUGCUAAUAUCUUCUUGCAAUGCAAAGAAGGUGGUGCUCAGGCCGUGGCAAAUGUAUUUGGAAAGAUUCACGAAAUGCGCACUCUGGCACAAGGUUGUAUUUUCUUCAUACAAGAAAGUGUCAUUUCAGGAAAGAACUCUGCUCUCACGGCAGAAGAAAUGGAGACUGUGCGGUGGGGAGCAAAGAUUGCCCGCGAAGUUCUCAACAAAUAA